AUGAGGGAGCAGGGCGUGGAGGGUGUUUCUCUGGGAAUAAGAGAACUCCAGAAACUGUCCACGGUGGCCGAGAAGUCAUGGGUCCUGCAGCUGGAAGAGGAGCUCACCCUGAAACGCCUCGAGAUGGAAGAACUUCAGCAGUGCCUGCGGCACCCCGACCCCCCUCCCCCCGACCACCCCGAGGACCCCGAGACCCUGCGGCUCCGAGAGCUUCUUCUGUCGGCCAGCAGGGAGCACCAGCCCGACAGCAGCCUGCUCUGGUAGAAGUACGAGGUGGCCCUGAAGGCCUACCAGGCCGAGGUGGACAAGCUCUGCGCCGCCGCCGACAGGUACGCGCGGGAGGUGGCCGACCUCAAAGCCAAGGUCCAGCAGGCCACCAGCGAGAACGUGGGGCUGUUGGACAACUGGAAGAUGAAACUGGACUCUUUGGCCUCUGACCACCAGAAGUCCCUGGAGGACCUCAAGGCCACGCUGAACUCGGGCCCUGGGGCCCAGCAGAAGGAGAUCGGGGAGCUUAAGGCACUCCUGGAAGGCAUCAAGAUGGAGCACCAGCUGGAGCUGGGCAACCUGCAAGCCAAGCACGACCUGGAGAUGGCCAUGCACAGGAAGGAGAAGGAGGGCCUGCGGCAGAAGCUGCAGGAGUACCAGGACGAACUGGCCCGCCUGCAGCAGCACUGGCGGGCCCAGCUGGAGACGCAGGCCAGCCAGCACCGGCUCCAGCUGCAGGAAGCCCAGGACCAGUGCCGCGACGCCCAGCUGCGCGUGCAGGAGCUGGGGGGACUCGACGGCGAGUACCGCGGCCAGGCGCAGGCCAUUGAGUUCCUCAAGGAGCAGAUCUCGCUGGCUGAGAAGAAGAUGCUGGACUAUGAGCUCUUACAGCUGGCCGAGGCCCAGAGCAGGCAGGAGGCUGAGCUACUCCGCGAGAAGCUUCUGGUUGCCGAGAACAGACUCCAGGUGGUUGAAUCCUUGUGUUCUGCCCAGCAUAGCCAUGUGAUAGACUCCAAUUAUAUUUCUGAGGAAACAAUCCGGAUGAAGGAGACCAUAGAGGGCCUGCAGGACAAGCUCAACAAGAGGGACAAAGAGGUGGCAGCCUUGGUGUCCCAGAUCGAGAUGCUCAGGGCCCAAGUAAGUGCCCUGGAGAACAAGUGUAAGUCGGGAGAGAAGAAGGUGGACUCCCUUCUGAAGGAGAAGAGAGGUCUGGAGGCGGAGCUGGAGACUGAGUCACCGAAGACCCAUGAUGCCUCAGGCCAGCUGGUCCACAUCAGCCAAGAACUGCUGAGGAAGGAACAGAGUCUGAACGAGCUACGGGUGCUGCUGUUAGAGGCUAAUCGCCACUCCCCAGGGCCUGAGAGGGACCUGAGCCGCGAGGUACACAAGGCCGAAUGGCGGAUGAAAGAGCAGAAACUCAAGGACAACAUCCGGGGCCUGCGUGAAAAGCUGACGGGGCUGGAUAAGGAGACGUCGCUAUCGGAGCAGCGGCGGUACUCCCUCAUCGACCCGGCCUCUGCCCCGGAGCUGCUCCGGCUGCAGCAUCAGCUGGCCAGCACCGAAGACGCGCUACGGGACGCCCUGGACCAGGGUCAGCAGGUGGAGAGUCUCGUGGAGGCCCUAAGGGGAUGCUCGGACCGGGCCCAGACCAUCGGUAGUUCCGGUUCUGCCAAUGGUAUCCACCAGCCGGAUAAAGCCCACAAACAGGAGGACAAACACUGACCCUGAGGGACACCAUCGAGUGGCCAGUUCCCACCAGAGCCCUGCCAGGCUGCCCUGGCAGCGAGCCAGGAGUGUCCCUUCAGAGACAAGACUGUGUAACCAUAAUGUCCUCACACGUGGACAAUCUUCACCCAAACCCCCUGCCGGACCAGGAGACUCCCACAGAAAGUGGUACAGCGAGGCUUGGCCCAAGGAACCUCUCUUGGGCCUUCCCAGAACCUUCUGGAAUUGAUUUAUGGAGGCUGAGGCAUCCCCUUGGGCCUUUCUUCCUCCAACGGGCUGCCCUGCCUGAGGUCUGUCUGGGUGUCCUGGGUACUUCCCUUCCCCCUUGUCCUUCUGAAGUCCCCAGGACCCCCACAGGCCUCUGAGGGGCAGAGCAGGGCUCAGCCUCUCUUGUGGGCACACUGUCCAAGGACAGGUGCGGUUGGUUUUCAAGAGCCCAGUGGAAACUCAUCUGCGGUAUAAACCAAGUGAAGGCAGUCCUGGGGGCAUCUCACCCCACAUGCCAACUUUCCUUCGCACAGUAGUACAAGGUCCCAGGGGCCUCUCUAACCAGGGAGGGGCCAGGCCCAAGGACUCAGGGGACAGGGUCCCUCUUCCCCGACACCAGGCUAACAUGCUUACACACCUCCCACCUGAGGUGCAGCCAGCCUCAGCAGACAACGCUACAGUAUUAGUCGAGCUCACAAAGCCUCUCUCUCCGUCCCACCACGACCUUGAGCCAGUCCUGACUUAGAGCCUGGAGCCAAUGUUUUCAACAAACACGUGCUGUUUCUGGGAGGGGGGAGGAGAAGGGGGAGAAUCAAACUGGCUCUCUGUGUUUCUUGCAAGCCCAGAGGGCCCUGCCCCCACGAAGCCACUCCCAGCUCCUAGCUCCCAGCUCCACCUAUGACCAGAGAGGGUGGCCUCGAGCCCCCCUUGAGCUGGAUUGCUUUAUACAAGUCCUGGAACCCUCCCGUGUGGCCUCUCUGCAAGCACGAUGAGCGACCAGUAGGGGGCACUCGUGCUCUUACCAAUCCGGAGGGAGUGAGUUAUCCCAUUGGGCCUCCUUCCAACUCCCUGUUGAUAUUAGGU
Messenger RNA from Jaculus jaculus (lesser Egyptian jerboa), 2784 nucleotides. RefSeq names its product CAP-Gly domain-containing linker protein 2-like. Gene Ontology annotation, molecular function: microtubule plus-end binding. Gene Ontology annotation, biological process: cytoplasmic microtubule organization. NCBI's taxonomy places the organism in Eukaryota, Metazoa, Chordata, Mammalia, Rodentia, Dipodidae. Gene Ontology annotation, cellular component: cytoplasm; nucleus; microtubule plus-end. The record is from RefSeq and is a predicted model, not a curated record.